ACUGGCUAUCAGUGAACAUUGACAAAAGAAACCGUCUUCGAAAACUCGUUGCUUGCGUAACUGAUAAGCCACAAAACUAUUUAAGAGCACUCAUACAUCAAGAGUCAUCAUUUCUCAAGCUGCUCGACAUUGAUGCAUACCACAGUUGAUCACGACUUUUCGAAAUCAAUUAUAUUACAUGCAAGUUCAUUCCGAGAUUGAAUUGAAAGUAAUACAUUGACGUUUAACUUCCAACCUUAUCUUCACUUAAAGUCUCCAUGAUGUUGGACGUCAGUGCGACAACCUCCAUGAAUCCAGGUCCACAGUACUUGAGCCAGACGAUUGCGUCGUAUUUCCUACUCGUCACCGUCGUCAUCCUCGUCACCCGGGUAUGGCUAACAGAAUCAUCUAUGAAGAUGAGGGCUAAGUCGAGCGGGGAUGAAGCCAAACCUCUUCCAGGUCCAUGGGGGAUCCCUGUGCUUGGUAAUAUGCUGUCUCUUGGUCGUUCCGCACCCCACCUCUCGCUGACGGCUCUCGCGAAGAAGUUCGGCUCCAUCUUUCAGAUUCGGCUCGGCAGUCGCCCGGUGCUCGUUUUGAAUGGUUACGAGGCCAUCCAAAAGGCGCUCAUCAAACAGGCCGUGGUAUUCUCUGGACGUCCCGAUCUCUACACUUUUGAGCUAAUCAAAUCUGGUGUCAAAAGUGGGACAUCGUUGUCUUUCGGGAACUAUGGCGAAUCAUGGAAAUUGCAUCGAAAACUCGCUGAAUCCUCACUCCGUCAUUUCACCGCUGGUAGUCAGGUGAAGUUCGUUGAAUCGGUAGUUUCGACCGAGGCUUCAGAACUCGUACAGUAUUUCAAAUCUAUCGCAUGCGACAACAACAACAAUAAUAACAACGCAAAUGGUGACCAAUGCAAACCACGUCCAGAUAAUGUUGUCGAUAUCAGAAACGUUCUCCGACUUGCUGUCAGUAAUGUCAUGUGCUGGUUCAUGUUCAGCAAAAGACACACUUAUGAGGACGAAGCCCUGCUGAACCUACUUAAUAUUUCCGACCGUUUCACAGCCGCUACGGGAAGCGGCAACCCCGUCGAUUUCAUGCCGUGGCUCCGUGUCUUUUUCAGGAAAUCAACCAACGAAUUUAAAUCCUUGCUGACCGAGUUCCGUGCAUUCGUUGGUGGGAAUCUUCUCGAAGUGCAUACCGCAGAAUACGAGGACGGUUCCGAGCGCGACAUCCUCGACCAUCUCGUCACGUCAGGACGACGUUACAACGAAAAUAAUAACAAGAAAGCUGGCAUUAAUGACGUAAUGCUGCGCGAAACUUGUUUUGACUAUUUCGGCGCUGGGUUUGAGACCGUUUCAACAACGCUCGAAUGGUGCUUACUCUACAUGGCUGCACAUCCAGAUACCCAGCGUAAAGUCCAGGAGGAGAUUGACACGAUGGUGGGCCAAGAUCGACUGCCGACGCUCGAAGACCGCGAAAAGCUCCCAUUCACGCAAUCCUGCCUCCUAGAAAUAUUGCGUCACGCGACUCCCGUCCCGUUUGCCAUCCCUCAUAGCACCACCUCCGAUACCGUGCUCGACGGGUACUUCGUUGCUAAGGAUACCGUCGUCUUCGUCAACCUCUAUUCAGCUCACGUUGACCCCCAGGUAUGGAAUGAACCUCAAGUCUUCAAUGCCAGUCGUUUCCUGACCUCCGAUGGCGCCAUCGACCAGGAGAUGAAGAAACAUGUGAUUCCGUUCAGCGUCGGACGCAGACGAUGCAUCGGAUCGGAUUUGGCGCGAAUCGAACUCUUUUUCUUCUUCACCAUCUUCCUCCAAAAUUUCUCUAUCGAGCAUUCCAAAGACGGUGAAGUGAGCAUGGAGGCGACAGACGGACUAGCCAGACGACCCAAAGACUUGAAUAUCAAUUUGAUCUCCAGGAAAUAGACUACAUACCUUUCUUAAUCUGUUAUUGUCACUACCGAAGGGACAUCAUUAAGGUAACUAAAUCAUAUUAAUGAUAUUAUUUGCGUUAUUCCAUAGUGAGCUUGAUGAAACACUGGAGCGAGGACUGAAUAGGCAAUAAAUGGGGUCUAUCUUUCUCUUUCAGACAAACACAUACCAUUAAUUUUUUUUUAUUGGAAAUAGGAAAAAAAUGACCCGUUCAAUUAUGCAACAGUCGGACGCGACAUGAUGUCACAAUCAUUUGAAACGUUAUUUCCUUAUAUAAUUAUGUGUCUGUUUAGAAUGUGAUUUCUCCAGCAAAUAAAUUGAUCAAAAAUGUGAGUUAUUAUCGAAACCAAAGAUAUUUUGUUCAUUACAAUGCAAGAGAGAAAAGGCUCGUCAGUCGUAUGAUAUGGGUGAAAUGUUAUCGACCAUAUCUUAUAUCGUUUAUGUAUUUCAUAUACUUCAUUCUUGUGUUCAGUUGAUAGUCCUACUGGAGCUUAGAGCAGACAAAAUAUGAAGUAAAAUAACAGAUUUGAUGGGUUUUUUUUUCUUCAUAAGUCACGAUACUUAAUAACCUAUAAUGUUACCCAAUACCUAAGGAUUCAUUCAGUGUAAAUGUCUUUCAUUCAGUAUUUAUUCAUAUCAAGUACUUUUCGUAUUAUAUCACUGACUAAGUAUAAAUUGAUUUUCUACCAUCAGUCAGUGUCGAUUACCUCAAACUACGGUUGUUUAUCUUGCGGAAAAAAGUACUUAAGUACUUGAGGCCAGUACUUAAGUGCGUCAUAAUAAACAAUUAAUGAAAUACAUAUCACAUCAACUUUUUCAUUAUCUAUAGUUCUGUAAAUUUGAAGAUUAAAUUAGCAAGGACCUAGCAAGUUGUUGAAUGUACAUGUAUAAUGGCCUAUGAACAGAUUGUAGGUCUCACUUAGCUUUUACCAAAGAUAUUUCUAUAUACUUAUAACGUACAUUGUAUUUAGUUGUCUUAUUUUAUAUGAAGGAUAAGUUUAUCAAUUCUUAUGUUUAAUUAUUUGUAAAUGUAUGUCCUAACCAAUACACCACUCGCUACGAUUGUUACAGCAGAAAUAUUUUCAUAUUCCUUUCUAGCCUAUGUGGAUCUUUUAUUUCUUCUUUCAAAUCAACUGUGCAAAAUUAUGAUUCACCCUAGGCGAAUUGUAUUUGUUUUUGACAGUUAGAUAAGCCGCAGGGUAGUUUAAUCUGAUUAAGAUGAAGAACAUCGGUUUCGAUCAAUUAUGUUUUAUAUGUGGGGAUGCAAUGUUGUAUAAAUGUUUUUUUUUUAAAUAACGUUCAUAGAGUAUUCUUUGAGCAGGAACAAAAACAUAUACUCGUUUCUUCUUAGUUUGCCUAAGGAAAUCAAUGAAUACAUUUAUGUAAGGACAGUAUUUAUAGUUGUACAUGUCGGAAUUCACUAAUGUCUAUGCAGUUAUGAUUGAGGCAAAAUGGUCCCUGUUCAAGAAAUAAUUCAAUAGAAAAAAGCACGCGCAUGAACCAAACAGUAUUUCGUUUUAUACUUGGGAAUGAACGAAAAUAAUUGUUACGACGGGUAUAAUACCGAUAUAGACCUAACUUCAUGUUAUCUCCCAAUUUAUUUACAUGGCGAAUACCGUCUUAUUUUAAUAUUUUGUUUAUACAUAUUCUGAUCUGAUUUGAUUUUUUUUUUAAAUUAGCUAAUUUUGGAAAGCACAUGGAAAUAUGUCCCUUUUACUAAUCAUCAACAUUCCGUGAAUAAUUAUUCAGUGAUUGGUGUUUAUGUACAUGGUUAUGUUUGUUAUAAAUAUGAAUUAUAGUUUGAAUAUCGAA
This is a messenger RNA of Strongylocentrotus purpuratus (purple sea urchin), 3719 nucleotides long. Its product is annotated as cytochrome P450 1A1. Gene Ontology annotation, molecular function: heme binding; monooxygenase activity; iron ion binding. Bases 258 to 1901 code for a protein of 547 amino acids. Lineage: Eukaryota; Metazoa; Echinodermata; Echinoidea; Camarodonta; Strongylocentrotidae. The record is from RefSeq and is a predicted model, not a curated record. The transcript has a single exon.